Messenger RNA from Sphaeroforma arctica JP610, 862 nucleotides. RefSeq lists its product as hypothetical. NCBI's taxonomy places the organism in Eukaryota, Ichthyosporea, Ichthyophonida. The transcript is spliced from 3 exons. Bases 78 to 776 code for a protein of 232 amino acids. The record is from RefSeq and is a predicted model, not a curated record.
AUUUAUAUAAAUAUAUAUCACUACAUACCAGUUAUAUACGGUCAAGGAAUCGUUGUUGUAUAGACAAACGCUAAGAUAUGUUACAAAUUAUCUUCCCCUUCUUGGCAGGCGCCAUCGAGGUAUACUGCAUUGUGGUUGCCUUUGUCUCUAUAUGGAGUUCCGAUUGGUAUAGUGGAGAGGGCGGUUCCUACGGUAUUUCCACUGGAUGUCAUAAUGAUACAGCUACAAACACUACCAAUCUGCAAACAUUCGAUGUGACUGACUUCUGUGAAUUCACCUGGAGCGAUCUCGCCAACAACACAGAGAAGGCUAUUGCGGGCAUGUUGUUUGCAGCUGGUGCCCUUGGUGUGGUUGCUUUCCUUCUUCUGCUAAUUAUGGUCCUUGGCAGGUGCUGCUUCCAACCAAAACCCUUCGCUGGUAAGCUAGUGAAGUACAUUUGCUUCUUCCAAUGGCUUGGCUUGGCUGGCGCCCUGAUUGCGAUUGCCGGUCUAUGGGGCUGGGGAACGCCCCCGGGAACAGACGUUGGUUCGAUGUUCUAUCUAGUCUCUGCGGCGGCACUGGGCGCGUUCAUCAAUGUCAUUAUAUUAGAGUGGACAUACAAGUUCAUCACAAGACGUGCGCGUAACGCGAAGAAAAAGGCUGGACAACCUUCACCGCUCGAGCGAAGUAAGCCCCCAGGAUACGGCACCCCAGAAUAUCGCAACAACAACACGGUACUGGAGUCUACUACCAAUCUAGACGGCGACGAAAGAACCUCCUCUGUGAAUAUGGUCUGAGAUGGUCUGUAGAGACUAUCAAACAUAAAUAUCGUACAAAUAAAGGAUAUCAAAUAUAACAAAAUCUGUGGGCAUAGAAAACGGUA